CAUGUGAGUGUGUUGGUUUUUGUUUCUAGUGUUCCUAGAAAAAAUCGGUCACAUAGUAAGAAAUUUGUCUAGUCUGAUGUCUUAGAGACUUUAGAGGGGAAAAAAGAUCAGAAUAUGCUCCCUUAUGGAUGCCCCGUCAUUUUCCUGGAAUAGAAAAGCUGUUCUCUCCCAGGUUUUGGAAAAGAUCCAGGGGUACAGCUGUGGCAGCUGUCGGGGCGUGGAGGGAACCAAGAAUCUGCUGGGACAGCACGUAAAGAUCAAUGCUAUGCCUCUCUGGGACACUUGAGUAGGAAAGGUAACAGCUUCUUCUUAACAUAUCCCAGUUACAGGACUGUGCAAUACUCAGAGCUGAGUAGCAUCAGUGGCUCGGUAACAAAGGGUUAACUAGUCUCCCCCCCCCCCCCCCCACACACACAAAAAGUCCUGAAGUUUGACAUUCCCCAGCAAGGAGGAAUUUUCCAGGCCUAAAUUCAUCUCCUACCAGCAACAGCCCCUUUUUCCAAGUUUGGAAAAUACUGGAAGACUGGAAAUUGCAACAGCAUGAAAGAGAAAGCAGAAUCGAACAAGGAGGACGGGAAAGGUGACACCAUGUCUGUGAUAUACAGCGAGGUGGCUGCCGAUGAGCCAACUACCAACAGCUUCUGGAUGCCCAAUCACUACCAGAACACAGUCAAACGUCUGGAUGAUGGGUAUCGUGUCUGUGACCAGAUUGUAGCCUGUUUCCAGGAACGGGCAAAGAUUGAACGUAACUAUGCUCUGAUGAUAGAUGAAUGGACUCGCAAAUGGCGGCCCCUUGUUGAUGCAGGCCCGGCAUAUGGUACCCUACUCCAUGCAUGGCAAGCUUUCCUGGGGGCUUCUGAGCGGUUAAGCCGCCUACACAUGGAAAUGCAAAGGGCUUUAGUUUCUGAGGAUGCUGGACGUAUCCGAUCCUGGCAGCACGACUCCUAUCACCGCAAGCUCUUUGGGGGCUUCAAGGAGGCUUGCGAGCUAGAAAAUGGUUUCCAGCGGGCUCAGAAACCCUGGACUAAGAAGCUGAAGAAGGCAGAGAAGGCCAAAACUCUUUAUCACAAGGCCUGCCGCAAAGAGUACAUUGCAACACUGCGGGAGAGUGGAAUUCAGAUAGCACCUGGGGCUGAAGUAUCUCCAGAUCGGCAACGUACUUUGCGUGAAGAACAUCAACGUUGUAGCCAAGAAACCAACAAGGUCCGUGAACGUUACGAGAAGGCCCUGCAAGAGCUCGACCGUUGCAGCCCUCGCUACAUAGAAGAAAUGGAGUGUGUGUUUGAGCAGGGGCAGGCUCUGGAGCAGAGACGGAUUGUCUUUCUCAAAAGUGCCUUCCUCGCCCUGCAUCGGCGUCUGGAUAUCACUGCAGAUUCCAGUGUCCAAGCUGUUUAUAGUGACUUGCAUCAGGCCAUUGAGGAGAUAAAUGACCAAGAGGAUCUUAAAUGGUGGCAUAACCGAAAUGGUCCAGGAAUGCCCAUGAACUGGCCAAAAUUUGAGGAUUGGAGUCCUGAUCAUGAGCGGCCACAAAUCAAGAUCAAGAAAACUAAAGAACCAGAGAAAGUGAUACCCUGCAGCAUAACCCCCAUCCAGAGCUGUCCCAAGCCAGCACCUGUGCCAAUAGCAGGCCAGCGGGUUCGUGCUGUGUACGAUUAUAUUGGCCAGGAAGCAGAUGAGCUAAGUUUCAAGGCAGGAGAGCUUCUAACCAAAUUGGAAGAUGAGGAUGAACAAGGCUGGUGCAAAGGAGUGACUGACAGUGGACAUGUGGGCCUCUAUCCUGCCAACUACGUGGAACCCAUACAGGAGAUUGAAAGCACCCUGCCCUGAAGGGCUAGUCAAACUUCACAAGAAGCACAACAAGAAAGAUGUCACACAACCCCACAAAUUCUCUUUAGUCAUAUCUUAAUCCAAAGAUCUGCCAGAUGUGAGAUGGAUGGCAAGUUAGUGAAGUAUGGGAAAUUUGUACGACCCAACCAUACCAUUGUUUCAACACAUCCCUGGAUGACUGAUAUUUGAGGAAGAAAAGUAUUCAGGGGCAACUGAACUCCACCUAUAGAAGUAUACUCCAUCCGUCAAAGUGUGAAAACAAGGCUGAGACAACUAAGUUGAAUUUGUGAACAUCUAUGGAUUUUGUUUAAAUGGUACUUUAUCACCUGUGGAUUUUGGAAAAUAAAUAAAUAAGUGAGGUGGC
Notechis scutatus (mainland tiger snake) is the source of this 2191-nucleotide messenger RNA. NCBI's taxonomy places the organism in Eukaryota, Metazoa, Chordata, Lepidosauria, Squamata, Elapidae. The record is from RefSeq and is a predicted model, not a curated record.